CGAAGUUGGAGACAAGCAUCCCGUUUUAUCUCUGGAGCUGCGACGUGGCGAUCUUCGGAACUCAUACACGGAUUUGUUGGCGGAGACUCAACUUCACUUCGGAGAUAUUUUCCGGUUAAACCGCCGCCGGCCGGCGAGAAUUAUGGCUCUUCAGUAGGUGAAGUAUGAAGUAAUAGGAAGGAAAAGAGAAGGAGACAUGGAAGGAUUGGUGGUUCGCUCGCCUUUCGUUUCAACGGGGAAGAAGCUUCCCUUCUCGCCUUUGCUCGAUUCUUUGCCCAGUUGUUCUGCUUCUGGCAGUGUAUUUUCUAAGACCGUAUCGACAUCGCUGAAACGUACAAGAGUGACGAGCUUGAGCAGGACGUAUGGUAAAAUCAGAGCACAUUCGUCGAAUGUAAGUAUCGGAUCCGAUGGAUACAAGCACGAGGAGGAAAAAGAGGGCCAUCAUGUUAUUUCCGGUAGUGCACCUGAUAUCAGUUCAUCUAAAACUGAGAAGUCUCCUAGCGGGUUGCCUUAUCCUCUUUCUAUUGCACUAGUACUAAUUGGAUGCGGAUUAGUAUUCUCGUUGAUUGCCUUUGUGAAGGGAGGACCUUCAUCUAUCUUGGCUGCAGUUGCCAAGUCAGGGUUCACUGCUGCCUUCUCAUUAAUAUUUGUCUCUGAAAUUGGGGACAAGACGUUUUUCAUUGCUGCACUUUUGGCCAUGCAAUAUGAGAAAGGACUGGUUCUGUUAGGAUCUAUGGGAGCUCUUUCACUUAUGACGGCCCUCUCAGUUAUAAUUGGACGGAUAUUUCACUCAGUACCCGCUCAGUUCCAGACAACUUUACCAAUUGGAGAAUAUGCAGCAGUAACUCUUCUAUUGUUCUUUGGUCUCAAGGCCAUAAAAGAUGCAUGGGAUCUUCCCUCGAGCGUUCCUAAACAAGGUGAUGAGAGUGGCCCAGAACUUGAUGAAUAUGUCGAAGCAGAGGAGCUUGUUAAAGAAAAGGUUUCAAAACGGCUCUCCAAUCCUCUUGAAAUCAUCUGGAAGUCGUUCAGCCUUAUAUUUUUCGCUGAAUGGGGUGAUCGCUCAAUGCUUGCAACCAUUGCUCUUGGAGCUGCGCAGUCUCCAUGGGGUGUGGCGACGGGAGCUAUCACUGGACACCUAAUUGCAACUACCAUUGCCAUUCUAGGAGGAGCAUUACUCGCCAACUACAUUUCUGAAAAACUGGUUGGCUACUUAGGAGGUGUACUCUUCUUAAUUUUUGCUAUAGCAACUUUUUUUGGAGUUUUCUGAUGGUCUUCAGAUCGCCGAACAUCGAUUUCUUCCCCAACCUAUAGUGAAACUGAUGCAUUCGAAGAGGAUGAAAGUUGCUUAACGUAGGUUACUGGACCUUUCUUUGGGAAGUUUAAGUAUAUCAUAUAAUCUUAUUCAUUGCUCACUAGCUUUACAAUUAUGAUUUGGUGUGAUUGUCAUAAUAAACAUUUGUUUUCAAAAUGGUUCUUUGUGAAGUUCAUAUUUUUGCCAAUAAAAUACAUUGUAUGCUGUGUU
This is a messenger RNA of Cucumis melo (muskmelon), 1522 nucleotides long. Its product is annotated as protein PAM71-homolog, chloroplastic. The transcript is spliced from 10 exons. Bases 197 to 1267 code for a protein of 356 amino acids. Gene Ontology annotation, biological process: Golgi calcium ion homeostasis; Golgi calcium ion transport; calcium ion transmembrane transport. Gene Ontology annotation, molecular function: manganese ion transmembrane transporter activity; calcium ion transmembrane transporter activity. Gene Ontology annotation, cellular component: Golgi apparatus; chloroplast. The record is from RefSeq and is a predicted model, not a curated record. NCBI's taxonomy places the organism in Eukaryota, Viridiplantae, Streptophyta, Magnoliopsida, Cucurbitales, Cucurbitaceae.